AUGCAUCACUUUUAUAAACAUAACCAUCCUUGUAUCCACAGCCUCCAACUUACUUCAAAUAUGACGACUGAUGAUAAUAAUAUAGAAUAUGUCAAUCCUUAUAGCCUUGCAGAGUCAACAAACUCGGAUCUUAUAUCUAUACUUGAUCCUAAUGGAUCAACCACAUCAAUUAUCAAACCACAGUUGAAUUAUCAAAUUCCAAUUUUCAAAUCCAUCGAUGUUUCGAAUUUAAUUGAUUUGAACAAUACUAAAAUCCAAACUAAAACAAAUGAAACUCGAAUCAAUAAAACCAAAAAAUCCAAUGAUGAUGAAAACACAAAUAAUACCCUCCUGUUUAAAGAUGAUGAUAAUAAUAAUGGAGGGAACAUUGUUGAAGGAAUUGAUGAUAUUGUUGAAGAUGUGAAAUUAUAUGUUUCUAUAGAUAAACUAAAACCAGAAAAUUUUCAAAAUCAAUUAACAACAAUUAUAAUCAAUCGAUUUCCUAAUAAUUUGAAAAUAAAUUUAAUUGAACAAUUGUUAAAAAUGUUAAUGAAUUCGAAACCAUUUGUAUGGUCAUUUAUUAAUCAUGAAUUAAUUGAUUUAAAACUAAUAUUUAUAAAAUUUGAUCAAUUAAUUGAUUUGAAAUGGUUUUUAUUAACUUAUAAUAAUUAUAUAUCUCAAUUGAUUCCUAAAGUUUCUAUUAUUACUAAUGAUAAAGUUGAUGAAUAUUUGAAUAACAACAAAGACACUUCGUUAAUGCAUGUUGAACCUAGUAAAAUCACUGAUAAUUUAAAGGCGAAAAUAAGUUUAAUAAUUAAUAAUCCAAUAAAUUAUACCAAAGGUAAAAAGAAUUCGGGGACAGAAGAUUUAGAUCAAGUUUUAGAUUCUUAUAGUAAUUAUAAAGUGGAUAAUAAUGAUUUAAUUGAUAUUCCUAAUAAUAUGAAAGAAAAUAUCAUUAAAGAUAUAAUUAAAUUUCGAUCAAGAAUGUUAUUGAUUGAAAAAGAACAACAAAAGAAAGAAAUUGAAAUGGAAAGAAUCAAAACCAAGAAUAAAUUAAAAGAACUAUUUGAAGGUAUUAAAGAAACUUCCGAGAAUUCUCCUGAUGGUAUAACAACAACAGGCACCACAAGUAAAACUGGUGCUGGGUUUAAAAUCCCUCAUAAAGUAUCGUAUCGAGAUGAAUAUGGGGAUAUGAAUGAUAAAGAAUAUGAAGAAUUUAUUGCUAAUGAAGAACGUAAUAAAUUAAAUGAUGAAUAUAUUAAGAAAUUGAAAUCAUUUCAAAAUAAUCAACAUGAUGAAUAUAUUAAAUUAACUAAUAAAUUGAGAUCUUUACAAAAUUAUGAAUCUGAUUUAAUUGAUAAUAAAUUAAAAUAUAUCGAUAAUUUGAAAAAUUAUCAAACUAAUGGAUUAGCUCAUUUAUAUAUUCAUAAUUAUAGUGAUUAUUUAAGAAUGAGAUCACAAAAGAGAUCAUUGGAAGAAACAAAGGAUGCUGAAGAUGUGAAACAAGAACUUGAAGAGAUUAAAAAGAAUGGUGGAGAAGUUGCUGCCAAGACAAAGUCAUCAACUGCUACUGCUGCUGCAUCAGAAUCAACAACAACAACAACAACAACUGGGGCAACGGUUGAACCAUCUAAAUCAACAAGUAACACCACUGCUGAUGAACCAGUACAUAAAAAAUCUAAACCUUCAAAAGAAAUCAUUAUUGUUGAAUUAUCAUCAUCGAUUAAACAAUCAUUACAAGAGAAAAUUAUUGAAUUGGUUGAGAAUUCACUUGGUAUAAAAGAUGAAUUUUUGAUUCAAGUAAUUAAUGAAAAUCUUGAAACUUUCAAUCUUAAUAAUAAACAAGAAUUAAUUGAUGAAUUGAUACAAGUAUUAGAUGAAGAUGCUGAAAGUUUGGUCAAUGAAUUAUGGGAAUAUAUAGAAACUAUAGUUUAG
This is a messenger RNA of Candida dubliniensis CD36, 1914 nucleotides long. RefSeq lists its product as uncharacterized. The coding region runs from base 1 to 1914 and encodes 637 amino acids. Gene Ontology annotation, biological process: mRNA processing. The record is from RefSeq and is a predicted model, not a curated record. NCBI's taxonomy places the organism in Eukaryota, Fungi, Ascomycota, Pichiomycetes, Serinales, Debaryomycetaceae. The transcript has a single exon.